CCUCUCGAUUCUCGCUUUCAGUCUCGACCUACGCGCUCGAUUCCACUCCAGCAUCUGCUCUGCCAACAGCCUCUCACAUCGCUCUGCUCUGCGACUCUGCCCUCAGCCUCUCACCUUCUGCCCUAUUUCCCUUCUUGGCCAGGGGCAUAUUUUGACUUUCCAGCCAGGGCAUCCAAGACCAUAGGACCGGCCCUCAUAAUUAGAUGCAUAAAAAGGUGCGUUGGUUUCGCUUCGUGGUUCGAAAACCCUUCCUUUUACUUCCAUCUCAGGGCUUUUAGAUGGUGAUUUGAAAACGAAAUAUAAAGAGAAACAGAGUUGUGAAGAAAAAUAAUGGCUGACCAGCUCCAAAUUCAGCUGAAGGAAGUUGGAUCCAAGCUUCAGAAUCAACCUGCUAGUAAAGAUGAUCUUCUCAAGCUUUUAACGCAAGCGGCAGCAUCUCUUACCGAGUUGGAUCAAUCACCACCGAAGUCAUUGUUGCAAUCUAUGCGGCCUCUUUUGAAUGCUAUUAUCAAGCCAGAACUGCUAAAGCAUCAAGAUGAAGAAGUUAAGCUUCUUGUUGCAACAUGUACUUGUGAGAUAACCAGAAUUACUGCUCCAGAAGCACCGUAUAGUGAUGAUGUUUUAAAGGACAUCUUUCGUUUGUUUGUAAGCACCUUCAAUGGGUUACGAGAUACGAAAGACCCAUCUUUUGGGAGGAGAGUGAUCAUAUUAGACACCAUUGCUAAGUACAGAUCGUUCGUUGUGAUGUUGGAUCUAGAAUGUGAUGAUUUAGUCAACAAAAUGUUCAAAACGUUUUUCGAUGUUGCCAGUGAUGAGCAUCCCAAAACGGUUAUUUUGGCAAUGGAGACGAUCAUGGUGGUUCUUUUGGAAGAAAGUGAGGACAUUGGGGAAGACCUUUUACACAUUGUUCUAUCUGUUCUAGGCCGUGAUAAGAAAGAUAUAACUACGGCUGCAAGGAGGCUUGCUAUGAAUGUUAUUGGGCAAUGUGCUGGAAAACUUGAACCUGGCAUUAAGCAGUUUAUUUUAUCAUCAAUGUCAGGAGAUAGCAGUCCUUCGAAUCCUCAGAUUGAUUACCAUGAAGUUAUAUAUGAUAUAUAUCAAUGUGCUCCUCAUGCCUUAUCAAGAAUUGUGUCGUAUCUAACACAAGAGCUACAGACAGAUAACGUAGAACUUCGCUUGAAGGCAGUCAGGCUGGUGGGAGACCUUUUUUCUCUCCAGGGAUCUACCAUCCCUCAGUCAUUUCAUCCAGUCUUUUUGGAGUUUCUGAAGAGAUCGAAUGACAAAGUUAUCGAGGUCCAAAUGUCGGUUCUUGAGCGUGUCAAGCUAUGUCUAUCAUCUGAUCCUUUCAGAGCAGAAGCUCCCCAAUUAGUUGCUGCCUUAUCUGACCGACUGUUGGAUUGUGAUGAAAGUAUACGCAAACAAGCGGUUGCAGUAGUUUCAGAUGUAGCAUCUUUGGAGUUGUCUUCUAUUUCAGCUGAUACGAUAAAGCUUGUUGCUGAGCGCCUUCAGGACAAAUCUGUUCUUGUGAAAAAGUACACCAUGGAGAGGCUCUCUGGUAUAUACCAGACUUGGUGCUCGAAACAAAUUGGUGGUCUGAAUUUGGACUAUGAUUGGAUACCUGGAAGGAUUUUGAGAUGUUUCUAUGACAAAGAUUUUGGCCCAGACACAGUUGAGCACAUUCUAUGCACAUCGCUCUUCCCAGUUGAAUUAUCUGUCAGAGAUAAGGUUAGAAACUGGGUCAGACUAUUUUCGAAAUUUGAUAAAGUCGAAGUGAAGGCUUUAGAGAAAAUACUGGAGCAGAAGCAAAGGUCACAACUAGAGUUGCAAAAGUAUCUUUCACUCAGGCAGAUGUACAAGGAUGGUGAUGCUUCAGAGCUCCUGAAGAAAGUCACACAUGGGAUUCGACUAAUGUCUCACUCUUUUGUUGAUCCCAUAAAAGCAGAGGCAGAUCUUCAGCUUCUUGAUCAAUUGAAAGAUGUUAACAUUUGGAAGAUCUUGACAACACUACUGGAUCCGAACACUAGUUCUCUUCAAAGUAGGAGCUUUCGGGAUGAAUUGCUUAAAAUAGUUGGUGAAAAGCAUCCACUUUAUGAACUUCUAAACACUCUCUCUAUGAAAUGUUCAUACAUAAUCUUUGACAUGGACUUUGUCAAAGAUCUUCUUCUGGAGACCGACCUACAGAAAUGUGCUGGGAACAGAGUAUUAACUCAGUCUUGCAUGAACAUACUUGUGAUCAUUGCAUGCUUCAGUCCAUUGCUGCUAAGUGGGAUAGAAGAAGAUUUGGUCCGUCUUCUUGAAGAUGAUGACGAGGCAAUCAAGGAAGGUGUUUUGCAUGUUCUAGCAAAGGCUGGUGGAAUGAUUCGUGAACAAUUGGGAGAAUCAUCUAGUACAUUAGACCUCAUACUGGAAAGAAUAUGCUUAGAAGGUAGUAGGACUCAGGCCAAGUAUGCUGUACAUGCCUUGGCAGCUAUAACAAAGGAUGAUGGGCUCAAGUCACUUUCUGUUCUAUAUAAGCGACUAGUGGAUAUGCUAGAGAAGAGGACACAUUUGCCUACUGUACUACAAUCUUUGGGGUGUAUAGCACAGAUGGCCAUGCCGGUCUUUGAAACACAAGAAAGUAAAAUUAAAUGCUUUAUAAGAAAAGAUAUCUUAAGGUGCAGUCAGAAAACAGGAGAUAAAGCAAAACAAUCUUGGGAUGACAGAAGUGAACUUUGUUCAUUAAAGAUAUUUGGUAUUAAAGUUCUGGUAAAGAGCUACUUGCCUGUCAAAGAUGGACAUCUUCGCGUUGGUAUCGAUGAACUGAUAAAGGAUCUCCAGAGUAUACUUUCUUUCGGAGAAAUCUCAAAAGAUGUUGAAUCAAGUGCUGUUGACAAGGCCCAUUUAAAGCUAGCAUCAGCAAAGGCCAUUAUUCGUCUUUCAAAACAUUGGGAUAAGAAGAUUCCCGUCAAUGUAUUUCACCUCACCUUGAGAACAUCAGAGGUUGGAUUCCCCAAAGUUAUGAAACAAUUUCUCACCAAAGUACAUCAGUACAUAAAGGAUGGGAGUUUGGACCUCAAAUAUAUUUGUGCCUUCUUAUCAGAUUUCGGGUCCCAGACAUCUAUUCCUGAAGAGGAAAAGCAUCUGAGUGACAUCAUUCAGAUGUCUCGGCAAGGGAAGGCCCAAGAACUUUCUAUGCAAACCGAUGGAAAUUCCUUGGUGGUUCAGCCAGAGUACAUUCUUCCUUACUUGGUCCAUGCACUUGCCCAUCAUCCUUCAUGUCCAAAUGUUGAUGAAUGCAAGGAUAUCAAAGCAUAUGAACCAAUAUACAGGAAAUUGUAUAAAUAUUUUUCUAUGUUUGCACUUGGAGACGAGGAUGGCAAGCCUGGAGUUGGUCUGAAGAAGGAAGAGAUUAUUUUGAUAGUGUCUGUUCUUCAAAAUAUCAAGAACUCCAAAGAUGCCGUAGAUGCUACUAUGUCAAAGAACUCGUAUGCAAUAUGUGAUCUUUGCUUGUCAAUCACCAAGCGCUUAGCUCAAAAACAAGAAGAUCUUCUUGAAUCGGUUGUACCUGUUUCGCUUCCUCAAGUGUUGUACACACCAUACAAGAAGAAAGAAGAGAAGGAAGAAGAGAACAAAGAAGACGAGAAGAAAGAAGAGAACAAAGAACACGAGAAGAAAGAAGAGAUUGACAUGGAGGUCACUGAAGGUCGGACAUGGUUGGCUGACGAAAGUGCUCUUGCCCACUUUGAGUCGCUUAUCUUGGAAGCUAAUGGCAGUGUUCCAUCAAAAUCCAAUGAAGUUGAUAUGGUGAAGGACAGUGAAACAGAUGGAAACGAGGUGCCUUUAGGAAAAAUGUUAAAACGUCUAAAAGCUAAAGGAUCACAGGCAAGAAAGGCAGUGAAGAACGACUCUACACCAGUUGUGGAAACUGAAAAUAAUGUUGAUAUCUUGGGAAUGUUGAGAGAAAUAAAUUUGGAUAAUUUGGGUGUUUCAAAUCAAUUCGAUUCGAGCAAUGGUCAUGGGAAAGUUAGAAAUGAAGCAAAGCUGAAGAGGAAAAACCUGCCUAAUGAUCUAACCAAUGUCUCUGUACCCAAGCGUCGGAGAUCGUCCUCUGCCAAAGGCCAUAAGAGGUCAUCUUUCCUAAAGGGUGGCUUCAAGGGUCGAUCAGCUUUCGGUAGCAUUAUAAUGAAUGAUGAUCCACACAGUCGCUUGGAACUUAAAGGUCUUAUUCAUGUAGAAGAGACCAGACAUACUGAUGACAUUGAUUUGGAGAAGCCUAAAAAGUCUUUUGAGACGGGUAUCAAUCUGAAGUCAGGGCAUGUCAAGAAGCGGAAACGAAGAAGGGUUUCAGGAUUAGCAAAGUGCACUUUGGAUGAAACUAAAACUAACCCUAGGGACUUGAUUGGCAGACGCAUAAAGGUUUGGUGGCCUAUGGACAAGGCGUUUUAUGGAGGAGUAGUGAAGUCUUAUGAUCAUCAAAAGAAAAAACACGUGGUGUUAUACGAUGAUGGAGAUAUUGAAGUUCUAUAUCUAGACAAGGAGCGAUGGGAACUUGUUGAGGAUGAGCACAAGCCUAAAAAGCGGAAGCUUUUGUCAAAUAGUCCACCCCCUAAAGGAGGAUCAUCUAAAAAGAAAAUUAAGUCAUUGGGUAGCUCCAAGCAAACAAAGGAAUCAACUGACAUAUCACCAUCAUCUAUGAUAAGAGGCAAACGAACCCCAAGAAAAAAUUUUAAGCGUGGACAAAAGGGGGUGUCACAAGGAACUGCAUAUUCGGAAAUGGUUAGAAGCAUAGAUGCUGAUACAUCCAUGCCUGAGGCUGAGCCGCAAGCUGAGGCUAAGCCUACCACAUUUUCUGAAGUCGGUAAUUUGGAUGCACGGGAAGAGGAGCCAUUGAGUAAUGGACAGGGAGGGAGUUCAGCAGGUCUGGAGGAUUCAGACAAAGUGGAGAAGUCAAGGUCUGAAGAGAAACAAGUUAAAGAUGCAGAGAGUAGCUCAAGUGAUACAGUGUGUUCACAUGAAAACGAACCUGAUUCAGGGCAGAAAGAAACUGAAAAUGUUGACACCAUCCUUGAGGACGGAUCGGAAUCGGAUGAAAACCAUAAAAAAGAGAAACGAUCACCAGAUGAAAUACAUGAAUCAGAUUCAUCAGGAGGGAAUGAAGACAGAAAAGGAUCAACCUGUGAUGAUUCUAACAAACCAGAGUUCUCUGAUGACGAGCCUCUUGGUGCGUGGAAGUCUCGAGUUGGGAAAUCCGUUGAAGACAAAUAAGUCUGUGGUGUAUCAUUUUCAGUUAGGUCUAAUUUGCAACAAUGGAGAAGCUAUUGAUAUUGUUACCACCAAUAAAUGGGCAGGUAAUGGGUUACAUACAUGUGAUAUGAUUAUGUAGCACCUUGGAACCCACCAUCUGAAAUUGUAUGUGUAGUAACUAGUAAUGUUAUAACUUGUAUUUGUUGAUUGUAGUGUAUGUGUAGUUGCUGUUGAAACAAUAGGUGCUCAAAGCAAUGUAACUUGUAAUUGCUGUGUUGUAACUUCUUUAGUGUUAUAUUAUCAACAACUUGAAGCAUUCAUUCUCCA
This is a messenger RNA of Cynara cardunculus var. scolymus (artichoke), 5550 nucleotides long. Its product is annotated as sister chromatid cohesion protein PDS5 homolog B-like. The record is from RefSeq and is a predicted model, not a curated record. NCBI's taxonomy places the organism in Eukaryota, Viridiplantae, Streptophyta, Magnoliopsida, Asterales, Asteraceae. Gene Ontology annotation, biological process: mitotic sister chromatid cohesion; DNA repair. The transcript is spliced from 35 exons. Gene Ontology annotation, cellular component: chromatin; nucleus. The coding region runs from base 331 to 5244 and encodes 1637 amino acids.